Nannospalax galili (Upper Galilee mountains blind mole rat) is the source of this 1806-nucleotide messenger RNA. RefSeq names its product inactive serine/threonine-protein kinase TEX14-like. Gene Ontology annotation, cellular component: midbody; kinetochore; intercellular bridge. NCBI's taxonomy places the organism in Eukaryota, Metazoa, Chordata, Mammalia, Rodentia, Spalacidae. The record is from RefSeq and is a predicted model, not a curated record. Gene Ontology annotation, molecular function: protein kinase activity; protein binding. Gene Ontology annotation, biological process: attachment of spindle microtubules to kinetochore; mitotic sister chromatid separation; intercellular bridge organization.
AUGGUGAGAACUCUGCUGGGCAGACAGGGCUCUUCCUGUCGGCACUGCUGGGCCACAGUUCUGCCGUGCGGCUCCUACUGACCUUUGGUGCUAACCCCAACCAGUGACCGCUGCCUAGACAGCAGCACACCCAUGCAUGCAGGUGCCUUCUCUGGCCGAAGCUUGGUGUUAUGGUACCUGCUGCAGGCUGGGGGUGACCUGCGUUUGCAUGACCAGCAGGGCCGCACGCCACAAGACUGGGCUGAACAGGGUGGUGGCAAGCUGAGCUGGGAGGUGAUGGAGCUGCUGCAGUGGUGCCGCACCCAUAUGUCAGCACUGGUGCAGAGCGGGGAGUUGGCGCCUACUGCAUCCCUGGGUCAGUUGCAAGCUAGCUCUGGACAUAGCCUUUGUGGCUCCCUGUCCUCCCCAAGGUUGGCACAGGCAGACAGGGCUCUGAGGCAAGGGCAAAUCAGGAGACCCCUCCAAACCCCAGCUUUGGGAUAUGGCCAGCUUAGCAGCCUGCAGCCUCCAGCACUGGUAAUGGGCAUCCCGUUGGUAGACCCCAAGGAGCUGCUGCCAGCCCAGGGCGAUACUGACCGCACCUAUAAGAGCAGCUCCCACACCCUCAUGGCCAACCUCCUGUGGAAGGGCCACACCGUUACUGUACGGCAGUUGAAUCCCCCUGAAGCCCACCCUGACGUGCUGUUGGCAGACCUUCAGCACUGCAGGUAUAAGUCCCAGCCUCUGCUACCAGCACCAGCUGCCCUGACUCCAGCAGUUCAUAACCAGGGACACACUGCACCACCCUGGCCUGCUGCUGCUGAUGGCGCUGAGCCUCUCGGAGGACCUAUCUGGCCUGAGCCUGCUCUUUGAGCCAGUGUGGCUGGGCUCCCUGCAUGUCCUGCUGUAUUGGAGGCCCUGCUGUUCCUGCAGGCCCGCUGCUGGGCCCAUGGCGGCCUCAGCUCCCAUGCUGUGCAACUAGUGAGGCCAGGGCUGGCUAAAGUGAGCCACCUGGAACACGGGCGCCUACUGCACCAGCCCAGGCUGCAGCCCAGGCUACCACAGGACCACCCUCAGGGGAGCCCAAGUCCAGGGCUGCCCCCACCCCCUGAACUAUAUCCAUGGCUGCCGCUUGAGCUGAUCCGUAGUGACGUGCCCAGUGCUACCUCAGACUUCUACAGCUUCUGCAUGCUAGCCCAGGAGGUCUUCACUGGAGAGCUGCCCUGGGCUGGGGGAGAGGGGCCUGAGGUGAAGGCUAAGCUGGAAGCAGGUGAGAGCCCAGCCCUGGACCCCUUGCUGCCAGCCCCCUACCAGGCCGUGGUUCAGUCUGGGCUGGGCCUAGAGCCUGCUGACCGCUGGGGCAGCUUGCAGAGCACUCGGUACCUAUUGCGAGAGGCCAUGACUCAGGACUCAGUACUCAAGGUCAGCUCCCCAAAAGAGUGGACUACACUGUUCCCUGUACCCCCAGAGCAUUUGUAUGAGGUAGCUCCCAGAGCCAAGGACAGAUCCAAGCUUGUGCUCCCCAUCCCAGUCCCAUCCCAGACCCUGGAGACUCGUGAGGUCACAGGUUACAGUAAGGUCCAGCAGAAUGCAGCCUGGGACUCAGGCAGCAGCUUGACUCUAGUCAGCAGCCUCAGCCCCAGCCCCAGUCUUCAUCCUGGUUCCAGUCCUGGCCUGGGCCACAGCCACACUCUGACAACCAGGGUCAGCCAGCACUGCUGCCUGGAGCCCAGCUCAACAGAUCCAGCAUCCCUGCUGGAGACCCAGAGCUCUAAGGAGCAGUGGAGGCUUCCAUUCCCUGAGAACUGUCACCAGGGAGAGCCAUGA